This is a messenger RNA of Polyodon spathula (Mississippi paddlefish), 5411 nucleotides long. RefSeq names its product protein kinase C-binding protein 1-like. NCBI's taxonomy places the organism in Eukaryota, Metazoa, Chordata, Actinopteri, Acipenseriformes, Polyodontidae. Gene Ontology annotation, biological process: regulation of DNA-templated transcription. Gene Ontology annotation, molecular function: protein binding. The coding region runs from base 337 to 4131 and encodes 1264 amino acids. The record is from RefSeq and is a predicted model, not a curated record. The transcript is spliced from 24 exons.
UGUAUGUGAGGCUCGCUCAGGUGGUUCGUGAGCGGCGUUCGAAACGGUUGGAUUCGGAAUGAUUGAGAGGCGUUUGAAAAAAGUGUUGUGUUUUGGAGUAGAGCUGAAUUCCGUAUACGCAGAAUUGCUCUUGCCUGCCUGACUUGAACAAAGAUAAUUACUCAGGAAAUGUUUCAGCCAAUCCCCUGCAGCUUUACAUCCUGGUAGUCAAAGGAGGCCAUUCAGGGUGCAGCUUCUAUCAGAGAGUCGCUCAAGCUGAAGUACCAAGCCCUUUCUGUCUAAGAACUGAGACUGUCCUCCAUGUUUUAUAAGUAUUGACAUAACACUGUGUUAGCCAUGCAUCCACAGAGUUUGGCUGAAGAAGAAAUUAAAACAGAACCAGAGGUGGUUGAGGGGAUGGACAUCUCAACACGAUCUAAAGUUUCAGAUCCUGGGCCAGCAGAACGUGUAGCACAGAAAAGAAAGAUUCCUAGUCCUCCACAUUCUUCCAAUGGCCACUCCCCAACAGAGCCAUCUGUCAGCCCCAUAAAAAAGAAAAAGAAACCUGGUUUAGUGAACAGUCACAACAAGGAGCAGUCAGAACUAAGGCAUGGUCCCUUUUACUAUAUGAAGCAGCCACUCACCACAGACCCUGUUGAUGUUGUGCCGCAGGACGGGCGGAAUGACUUCUAUUGCUGGGUGUGUCACCGUGAGGGCCAGGUCCUCUGCUGUGAGCUUUGCCCACGGGUCUACCAUGCAAAGUGUCUGAAACUGACAGCUGAGCCUGAGGGGGACUGGUUCUGUCCUGAAUGCGAGAAAAUAACAGUAGCAGAAUGUAUAGAAACUCAAAGCAAAGCAAUGACAAUGCUAACGAUAGAUCAGCUGUCGUACCUUCUUAAGUUUGCACUACAGAAGAUGAAACAACCUGGGGAUCAGCCUUGCUCGCCUCUCUCUCCCCAUGCAGCAGCCCAUCGGAGAGAACCUAUUAAUUGGACGGAACCGUUCCAGAAGCCAGUUUCACUAGAACAACACCCUGAUUAUGCUGAAUAUAUUUUUCAUGCGAUGGACCUUUGCACGUUAGAAAAGAACAUCAAAAAGAAAAUGUAUGGUUGUACUGAAGCUUUCCUGGCUGAUGUUAAGUGGAUUUUGCACAACUGCAUAAUUUACAAUGGAGGAAAUCACAAGUUGACAGCGACGGCUAAAGUCAUAAUAAAAAUAUGUGAACAUGAAAUGAAUGAAAUUGAAGUGUGUCCAGAAUGCUAUCUGUCAGCUUGCCAAAAGAGGGAAAACUGGUUUUGUGAGCCUUGUACUAACCCUCAUCCUCUAGUGUGGGCAAAACUGAAAGGCUUCCCAUUCUGGCCUGCCAAAGCGCUGAGGGAUAAAGACGGGCAGGUUGAUGCCCGAUUUUUUGGGCAGCAUGAUAGGGCCUGGGUCCCUAUAAAUAACUGCUACCUCAUGUCAAAAGAAAUUCCUUUUUCUGUGAAAAAGACAAAAAGCAUCUUUAACAGUGCCAUGCAAGAGAUGGAGAUCUACGUGGAUAACAUCGGGAAGAAGUUUGCCGUUUUUAAUUACGCUCCCUUCAGGACACCGUACACCCCAAACAACCAGUUUCAAAUGCUGCUGGAUCCCACUAAUCCGACAGGGGGGACUGUAAGGCCAGACAAACAGGAGAAAAUCAAGUUCAGUUUUGACAUGACAGCAUCCCCAAAGAUCAUUCUGAGUAAACCCAUGCUGUCCAGCAGCACUGGACGGAGGAUCUCCUUAACCGACAUGCCAAGGUCUCCGAUGAGCACAAAUUCCUCUGUGCACACAGGCUCCGACAUCGAGCAGGAUGCUUCAGAGAAGAGCGUCAAGGCUCCAUUCAAUCACUACAGUGCUGGUGAGGAGUCCAUGGACUUCACAGAUCGGAGUACAGCAUCUCCAGCAUCUGCAAAAAUGGGACAUACUGGGAGUCCAAAACCUUUCUCUUCUCAAUCAUCCACACCCACUGCUCCCAAACAAGAACGCACCUCAACAACUGGCAGCAUUCUUAACCUUAACCUGGAUCGCAGCAAAGCUGAAAUGGACCUGAAAGAACUGAGCGAGUCGGUACAGCAGCAGACCACAGCGCUUGUGCUGACAUCACCAAAGAGACAAAUACGCAGCCGUUUCCAACUCAACCUUGAUAAAACCAUUGAAAGCUGUAAAGCCCAGCUUGGAAUAAAUGAGAUUUCUGAAAAUGUGUACACAGGGGUUGAACACAGUGAUUCUGAAGAUUCUGAGAAGUCUGAUUCCAGUGACAGCGAGUAUAUGAGUGAAGAUGAACAGAAAUUAAAAAAUGGACAAGAUGAGGAUAAAAGCGAAAGGGACCUAAAAAAGAAAGCCAAACUGCCUUCCCAAAGUGAUGUAAAAACAGAGGCUGAUGAGGAAAGCAAAGCAACCGAAGAGAAAACUGAACUCUCAACAAAAGAGAGAUCAAGCUCAGACUUGGAAAAGGAGCAUUCAGAAAUACUUAAGGGUUCACAGCACUCUUCAAAGGAAAACUUAAAAGCCAAAGAGGAGGUGGGGCCCCCUCCUGUGGGCCAGGACAUGGAUUCAGACUCUGAUGGGGAGCUGGUGAUAGACCUGGGGGAGGAUCACGCUGGCCGUGACAGGAAGAAAAGCAAGAAGGAGCAGAUUUCCACAAAUGCAACGAAAGAGAUUCCCGCUGCUAAGCAAGAGGGUAAGGUUUCUCCAUCUCCCAGCACAGCUCUGAAGCCUGCUGGAGAAGCUGCUUCUUCUUCACUUCCUAGCCUCAGGGACUCUGCUCAGACUUCCACCAUCGCAAUCCCAAUUAAUAUGGUGUCUAUCCCAGCUACUUCGCUAACAUCUAGCACUGCUGCUGCAGCAGUUAAAAAGCAGAGGCCGCUUCUGCCCAGAGAAACUGCUCCAGCUGUCCAGCGGGCUGUUGUAUGGAAUUCCACAAAUAAGUUCCAAACCUCCUCACAGAAAUGGCAUAUGCAGAAGGUACAGAGACAGCAACAGCAACAGAACCAGAGCCAAAACCAGCAGCAGCAGAACCCGUCCCCUCAGAAUACACAGCAACAGAGUUCACAGAAGCAAACACAGCCAGCGCAACCACCGCAGCCAGCACAGCCACAGCAGCAACAGCAGCCAGCACAGCCACUGCAGCCACAGCAGUCUUCACAGCCCUCCACAAGCACUCGAUACCAGACUAGACAGGCAGUUAAAGCUGUACAACAGAAAGAGGUCACUCAGAGCACAUCAACAUCUUCGAUUACUCUGGUUACAAGCACUCCAGCUGUUUCGAUGAUAACCACGCCAGUGACAGUCAGCACACCAUCUACAUCAGUUAACACUGACUUCCAGAUUGCAACAACUUCAGCUGAUGUUGCAGCAGACAUUGCCAAGUACACCAGCAAAAUAAUGGAUGCAAUAAAAGGAACAAUGACUGAAAUAUACAACGAUCUCUCAAAAAGUACUUCGGGCAAUACAAUACAAGAGAUUCGACGGUUGAGAAUUGAAAUUGAUAAGCUGCAAUGGCUGCAUCAGCAGGAGCUGUCAGAAAUGAAACACAACCUUGAGCUGACGAUGGCAGAGAUGCGUCAGAGCUUAGAGCAGGAGCGAGAUCGGCUGAUGGCAGAGGUUAAGAAACAGACGGAGCUUGAGAAACAACAGUCUGUGGAUGAGACCAAGAAGAAACAGUGGUGCGCCAACUGCAAGAAAGAAGCCAUCUUCUACUGCUGCUGGAACACCAGCUACUGUGACUACCCAUGCCAGCAGGCUCACUGGCCUGAGCACAUGAAGUCCUGCACGCAGUCCGCCACUGCAUCUCAGCAAGAGGCUGAGACAGAAACGAAUACAGGUGCUUCAAGCAAAACCUCCCAACAAUCCGCCAGUGUUCAGCCACCGGCAACAGAGACUACAGCUGCCCCACAUGAAAAGGACUCCAGUGUAGAAAAAAGCAAAGACAAUGACACUAUAGCAACAGGCGUGAAGAGCAGCCAGCCAAUUAAAUUGGUCCAGGUACCACAGACUACUACCUAUAUCCCAAAUUCUCAACCCACAAUAACGAUCCCAGUAGUUGUCGGCCCCAGUUCUGGGACAGUAGCCAUGCGAACAGGAGUCCAGUAUGUCCAGGCUACAAUGCCAGUUCAAGUACGCAGAGUUUAAUGCUUCACAAAGUACACAGGAGAAAAGACUGAAAACACUCUGUGUGUGUGUGAGAGAGAGAAAAAAAAAAUUUGUGAAUUGUGUAAAAAUGUGAAACUGCACUUCUGUGUACUGACCUUGAUACGAUGGGAAAAUUGUAUUUGUGUAAAUAAUGAAAAAAAACAAAACCCAUUGGCUACACUACACUAUUGUAUAGCAUUAACACCCUUUUUUACCUAUUGGUAUGUGCUUCUUUUGUAAAUACGCUUCCAUUUUUGGAUGUCUUAAACAUCUUAUUCUUAUAGAUCCAUCUUUUAUUUUUUUCGGUUUCUUUUUUUUUUUUGUCACUAUUGGAAUGCUAGACAGUAUUGGUUAAAAAAGAUUUGGUUAAAUUUAAUAGAAAAUCUGAGCCAGAAUAUGAGGGCGUUUUUAACAAAUGUAAAAUGGUUUAUUCUUUUUGAAAAUUUCAAUACCAUGGAAGCCCCUGGAUGCCUCAGUUCUGCAAUGCACCUGACAAUCGUGCGGUAAAAUAGACCACAAGCCCCAAAACUUAUGGAAAGAUGUAUCACUCCAUUUGUGGAAGCUUAAAGUGAUUAUUAUAUAUUGGAAAUACACAAAACAGGUGUUAUUAUGGAGCCCCAGAGUUUGUGCAAAUGGUGCAUAUCUUAAUACUGUCUGCCUACAAUUUAUAUCCCUGAUUUUUCGUGGACCUCAUUUGACUGUAUUUUUAUUGUAUGUAGUAAUGUUUAUACUGUUAAAGGUCAAAGGAUGGUGGUAUUCAGAUUCAGCAUGGCUUAGAUUAUUAAUAGAGACCCCAGUGACACAAACACAAGCCCAUGAAAUACAACUGUGCUGAAAAUAUUCAUUCUAAAAUGGAGGCCUUACUUUAGCUUUCUUAGCAAGCAGUCCCAUGUGAACAUAUUGUAUUAAUGGGGAAAAUAAUUGGCCAGAUUAUACUAACCAAAUGUAUAAAGCAGAAUGAAAAUGUUUGAAAUACUGUUACUUUUUUUUUGCAGAACUGUCUGUAAAUGUAUGUUAAUGAUAAACGCAUUGUUUAUGUAUAUGAGUCCAGCUAAUGUAAAAUUUCAGUUUGUUGUACUUUUUUUUUUGACUUUCUGGCCACUUCCAUUGUUUAUAAAAGAAGCAAUUUGUAUAUAUAAGAUUGUUAGUGUAAAGUGUUAAAAGGUAUCAUUUUAACGAAGAAAAGUGUCCAGUUAUUCUGCAGGCCUAACUUGUGAAAUUUGCUUGCAUAUUUUUAUUUGUACAAAGUUUAUAUUAAAAUUGAUUUGUUUUUAUUGGCA